AUGACUAUUGCUGCAUAUUCGUAUGAAGCUGACAGAGCUAAACGUUUAUAUUUUGGUCAAUACUCUCUCACACUUACUGACAAAUAUAUUGUUAUUUCUGAUGGAAAUACCGAGAAAUACAUAACAUGGAAGGACUAUGAAAAGUUUGACCCCAUUUUAACUCCAUGCACUAUGCCAUUCAUUGUAAAUGGUGAAGUUGUCAUGAAGAACGACACAACAGUAUAUAAGUCUGUUCAUGAAGCGUUAGAAUAUAUGUUGAAUUAUAAUCCCGAAAGAUUUGACCCAAGCACUACGUCAUGUACAAUGCCUUUUAUUAAGGAUGGUGAAAUUGUAAGAGUUCCGAAUUCAACGGUUUACACAGCUGUUCAAAACAGUUUACAAAACAUUUUAGCGAAUAUCUUUAAUUCAGAAACUACAGAAAUAAAAUUACCAUAUAUAACAGAUGCUAAAGAAAUUAAAUCAAAAACGACAACAUUAUUUACGUCACUUAAUGAUUUAAUGACUUAUAUCAUUAAUAUUCCUGCACCAACUACAGCAUUUGAUCCAAACUCGACAGUUUGCAGUGUACCUUUCAUAAAGGACAGUUCAGUAAUUGUUUUAAGGGAUUCAACAGUUAAUGAAUCAUUAAAGGCGUCAUUAAUGAAAAUCAUUGAUUUUAACUCAUUCACGAAUACAUAUAAUUCAUUCAUUAAUGUUUCAUAUGCUUCUAAAGAAGGUGAGCCAAAAACUAUUGAUAAAGCGGUGUAUGAAAUAAAAGCAUCAACGACGAAAUUGAAUUCGUUAACUUUUGACGGUGAUAGUUUCGUUAAUGACAUAACAUCGGGGAAAACAAUUUUAACGAAAGAAUACUUAAAAUCUCAUGUUAGUGAGUUCGUUGAAAUUGAAAAAGAAGGCGGAAUUAAGUUCGAUCCACUGAGUUUCAUUUUCAGCUUAGCGAAUGCGGGUGUUAGUUUCGCUGAAUGGACAACUAUACAGA
Messenger RNA from Trichomonas vaginalis G3, 976 nucleotides. Its product is annotated as organellar and viral DNA polymerase type B. The transcript has a single exon. The annotation marks the transcript as partial. The record is from RefSeq and is a predicted model, not a curated record. NCBI's taxonomy places the organism in Eukaryota, Parabasalia, Trichomonadida, Trichomonadidae.